UAGUCAAUAACAGUGGAGACUCAGAGAGGUCGUCGGGAGCUCUGAGGAGAAACUUUGCUGCUUUCUGCUCGGAGCAGCAAGUUGCAGCAGGACUCUGAGCGCCGGAGAUGCCCUGAGAAGAGCUGGGAGUUGAUAACCAAAAAAUACUUUUCUACCGCCUGGACGCUCGCAUUUUUUUAAACAGAGGAUUGCAAUGGUGGAUCGACCGGCGUUAUGCUUAGAUAUGGAUCAGAGGGCAGUGUGUGUCGGAUGCCACCGGCUGAUCAGAGACAGAUUCCUGCUCAGAGUUACUGACGGCCUCUGGCAUGAGGAGUGUGUGCGGUGCGCGGCGUGCGGGGACGCGCUCAAGAACUCCUGCUUUCUGCGAGACCGCAAACUUUACUGCAAGCGGGACUAUGCUGAUCUGUUUGCAGUGCGUUGUGGGAGCUGUGCGGAGGCCAUCUCUCCCACAGAGCUGGUCAUGCGUGCAGGGGCCGCUGUGUUCCACCUUCGCUGCUUCACCUGCAGCGUUUGUUCUUGCCGCCUGCAGACUGGAGACCACUGCGUCCUCAGGGAGGGACAGCUACUGUGUGCCAGAGAGGACUACCACCAGUGUCUGGCCAGCCCGACCUCCUCCGACACAGGUAAAAGCGAUGAAGAUGAAGAAGAAGAAGAGGAGGAAUCUGGGAGGGUUACAGGCAGACGAGUCAGAUCAGAAGACCUGGAGAGCAAACGUCCUAAAAGGCCACGCACUAUUCUGACCACUCAACAGAGACGGACCUUUAAAGCCUCCUUUGAGGUGUCAUCCAAGCCUUGCCGGAAGGUAAGGGAGACCUUGGCAGCAGAGACUGGUCUGAGCGUCCGGGUUGUGCAGGUCUGGUUCCAGAACCAAAGAGCCAAAAUGAAGAAACUGGCCAGAAGACAGCAGCAGCAACAUGAGCAGCAGCAGCAGACUCAGGAGCACCGUGAACACCCAUCACAUCACACAGCGCCCUCCUGUGGUGGUUUAACCUCUGAGAUGGAGCACCUGGGGUCUUCCUAUACUCACAUUCAGCAGCAGCAGCAGCAGCAGAUGGGACUCACCACACUGGAGCAGCAGGACUAUGACAUGGACCCCUUCAGACAGGGCCUGACCCCACCUCAGAUGCCAGGGGAUCACAUGCACCCCUACGGUUUUAAAGGUCUGUACGGUGACAUGGACAGAGACCCUCUGUGUCAUGUAGCUGACAACGACUGCCUGACCCUGGGUGACUCCUCGCUGCUCACCCCUAUUGACCGCCUCUACUCCAUGCAGGACUCUUACUUCGCCUCGUGAGGGUGGAGAUCAGACUCAGUGAGAAGCGAUGCAUCUCCCUCACUCUGCAUCGCUCUCUGGUCUCAUCAUUUAUCUGUCUGUACCGUGCACAAGGUAGUUGAAGAAGUGGUUGCGAAAUCACUGCCAAGGGGACGUAGGUACACUGUGAUACCAUGCAAUAUACCAUGUGCACCUCCAUAUAAACACGAUUACACUACUGCCUCCUAUGCUUUACAAUCCCACUGUACAACACAGGCUCCUGUGUAUGCAUGAUACUGUCGGACCUCUCUCACUUUGUUUGAAUGUUAGAUUAUGAGAUUAUAUCUGCAUCUAUUAAUGUAAAUAACUGUUUGGGUGUGUAUUUGUAUUUAUUCUCACAAUGUGCGUAUGCUGUUCAUCUUGAAUGACUCAACAAUGAUCAAUAAAUAACAUACAGUGAA
Molecule: messenger RNA, 1713 nt
Organism: Larimichthys crocea (large yellow croaker)
Lineage: Eukaryota; Metazoa; Chordata; Actinopteri; Sciaenidae
Gene: lmx1a
Product: LIM homeobox transcription factor 1, alpha
Exons: 9
Coding region: 194-1294 (366 amino acids)
Biological process (GO): neuron differentiation; regulation of transcription by RNA polymerase II
Cellular component (GO): nucleus
Molecular function (GO): DNA-binding transcription factor activity, RNA polymerase II-specific; RNA polymerase II transcription regulatory region sequence-specific DNA binding
Source: RefSeq, a predicted model, not a curated record